This is a messenger RNA of Paramecium sonneborni, 1603 nucleotides long. The record is from the annotation of a GenBank genome assembly. Lineage: Eukaryota; Ciliophora; Oligohymenophorea; Peniculida; Parameciidae.
AAAUAAUAAAGAAGUAUGAAUCAAGAGGUGUUUUUGAAGAAAUAAUGGUUUAUUAUGAGUCAUGAGGGAAAGAUUGAAUAAUAUUAUGAUAUCAAUCUUAAAAAGGUGAUUGGAUCAGGUACAUAUGGAAGUGUUGUAAAGGCCACCUUAAAGGGUACUAAAAAUCAUAGGGCUGUAAAAGUGAUUCCAAAAAGUAAAGUAAAGAACCCUGAUAGAUUCAAAAAAGAGAUAGAUAUUCUUAGAUAAUUAGAUCAUCCAAAUAUUAUAAAAUUAUAUGAAACAUUUGAAGAUUAGAGAAACGUUUAUCUUGUAAUGGAGUAUAAAAAUCAUAAAAUAAUUAAAGACUUUGUGAAGGUGGUGAGCUAUUUGAUCGAAUAAUGGAUAAAGGAUGUUUUAGCGAAGCAGAAGCACAUGAAAUCUUUUUAUAAAUUAUGCAAGUACAAUAUAUAUAUUGAAUAUCAAUUAUAGGCAUUGAAUUAUUGUCACACUAAUGGAAUUUGUCAUAGAGAUUUAAAACCUGAGAAUUUUUUAUUUUUAACAAAAGCAGAAGAUUCUCCAAUAAAAGUAAUUGAUUUUGGAUUAAGUACUUUAUUUGAAGAUGCUGUAUCUGCUAAAUAAGCAGGAAAUUAAAAAGUUACAAUGAAAACAAAAGCAGGAACUCCAUAUUAUAUAUCUCCAGAAGUAUUAAAAGGUAGUUAUGAUGAAUCUUGUGAUAUAUGGAGUGCAGGUGUUAUUUUAUAUAUACUCUUAUCUGGAGUACCACCAUUUUAUGGAGAUAGUGAUCCUGAAAUAUUAGAUGCAGUUCAAAAAGGAGAAUAUACUUUAGAUAUUCCAGAGAUGAAGGCUGUAAGUGAUUCAGCUAAAAAUUUGAUAUCUCAUAUGAUUACAAUACCUGAGAAAAGAUAUAAAGCAUCAUAGGUUAUCUAACAUAAAUGGAUGAAAGAUGGUAGUAAAUAAACUAAAUGUAUAAAUAUUUAUAUAUAAUCAUAUUUGUAGAAUUAAAAUUAAAUUUUGGUCAAUUGAAAAAUUUUAAUGGGAGUAAUAAACUUAAGAAAGUUGCAUUAACCUUUAUAGCAUCCUAAUUGAAUGAAUAAGAAAUUGCAGACUUAGGAAAGUAAAAUAUAGAAUUAAUUUAUAUUAGACUAUUUAAAUAAUUAGAUAAAAAUGGUGAUGGUGUUUUGACUAUUGAAGAAUUGAGAGAAGGAUUAACAGGAAUGAAUGAUACAUAAGCAAAAGAAUUAGGAAAUGUUAUUAAGAGUAUUGAUACUGAUGGAAAUGGUACAAUUAAUUAUACAGGUAUUCUAUACAAAUAUUAUUCUAAGAAUUUUUGGCUGCUACUAUGGAAAAGUCUUUAUAUAUGAAAGAAGAGAAAUUAUAUUAAGCUUUUAAAAUGUUAGAUUUAGAUGGAAGUGGAAAAAUAGAUAAACACGAAUUGCAAACUGUCUUAGGAAGUAAUAUAUUGUUGAGUAUUUUAGAAAGUGACAAUAUUAUUGAUGAGAAAUAUUGGGAUGAUAUGAUUCGUGAGGCGGAUAAAAAUGGAGAUGGAGAAAUAGAUUAUAAUGAAUUCAUAGAAAUGAUGGAUAAAUUUAGUUUAUUAAAUUGA